Molecule: messenger RNA, 639 nt
Organism: Seminavis robusta
Lineage: Eukaryota; Bacillariophyta; Bacillariophyceae; Naviculales; Naviculaceae
Source: the annotation of a GenBank genome assembly
AUGAAGAUCUCAAAGGGCAUUGCACAACAUGUGAAGGGAGCAAAGGACAAAAUGUUGUCCCUGUCCCCCAAGAGGAGAAUGCCACCCAAAGCAAAAGGAAGAAAAAGCAUGCACAACACCUGUGAAGUUCCUAGUGUUGAGUUGUCAGGCGAGCUCAGUGUUUGUGACCCUCUUACUGAGCUUCGGAUUGCCACUGCUGAGGUUUUCUAUGCUUGCCUUAAUGAUCAUGACCUCAGAGGUGCCAAGUCGGUGUUGGCAGAUGAUGUGACUUUUGAGUUUCGCGCAUUGGAUGGCAGCUUGGUGCAUGAAAUGAACUGGCAAGAUUUCCGGGAAGAAACCAUGAAAAUCUUUAACUCAUUCCCUGACUUUGCAAACAAGCCCAAAUCAAUCAGAGAGGGACAAGAUGGCACAGUGAAAGUCCAUUAUGCAGUCACCAGUGGAACCCAUUCGGGGACACCAUUUGCGUUUGGUCCCUUCCCUCCUAUCGAAGCCAGCAACACCCGAGUUGUGAAUGAUCCUGAAGAUGUGCGGCUUACUUUUUGUGAUGGCAGAAUCCGAAGGUUUGCCAUCUCUGCCAGGGGAGAGAUGGUUGGUCCUGCUGGUCUGUACACUCAGCUGGGAGGGUUUCCACUUGUUUGA